GUUGGUCAGCCGAGAGAUAACAGUGACUCUCACCCAACGAGCGCGAACAGAGUCGAGUUAGAAGCCCACAAGCUCAAGAAGAACGGGAAGCAAUGGCUGCUCUGACUGCGCUAAUUAUCGGAGCGACUGGAGCGACGGGAAAGCAUCUCCUUCAAGAACUUUUGGCCUCGCCACAGUACUCGAGCGUGUCUGAGUACGGCAGACGUGUCAGCGCACCCGAGCAGAUUACGACCGGGAGGGAGAAACUCGAACAAAAGACGAUCGACUUCGAACGACUCGAAACGGCCGGGCUGAAGGAUAAGAAGUGGGAUGUGGUGUUCAUAACCCUUGGUACCACCCGAAAGAUAGCUGGAAGUCAGGCCGCAUUCGAAAGAAUCGACAGAGAGUAUGUUGUGAAUGCAGCUCGAGCUGCGAAAUCGGACGAUCCAAACCAUCAGCAACGGCUCAUCUAUGUCUCUGCACCUUCAGCGAAUCCUAGCUCGUACUCGCUCUAUCUGAGAAGCAAGGGCUUGACCGAGAUCGGUCUCGCUGAGCUCGGUUAUAAUGACACUAUUGUUUUCCGGCCAGCCAUGCUUGGGGAAGGAAACCGACCGGACAGUAGGCCUCUCGAAAUCACAGCGGUUUACCUUGCGAAGGCAGUAUCCAAGGUUUUAUCAAGUGUCUACAUGCCGAUCCCUACACUCGCGAAGGCCCUGCGCAUUGCAGGCGAAACUGGCUCCGCUGGUCUGCCCCCGGAUACAGUCCAGAACGCGGGUGACGGAAAGGUGCAGUACAGCUUGAUUAGCAACAAGGGCAUCUUGGACAUCGCCAAUGUUUCGCAUUGAACGAGCGCAUAUAUGUUGUAUAAUAAGACUCAUCGAAAAGGACACUAUCGGGAUGGCGCUUGA
Molecule: messenger RNA, 887 nt
Organism: Rhodofomes roseus
Lineage: Eukaryota; Fungi; Basidiomycota; Agaricomycetes; Polyporales; Fomitopsidaceae
Exons: 7
Coding region: 93-824 (243 amino acids)
Biological process (GO): import into nucleus
Cellular component (GO): cytoplasm
Source: RefSeq, a predicted model, not a curated record